UUAUUUUAAUGAUGGCGUUAUUUUAUAAUCCAAGUGACAUUUAUUUGUUGUAAACGCUAGUCGCUAUUGUGUUUAAAGAUUUGGAGAUUCGCAUUAUCGUGCAAAAAUAAGUUUAUUGUGGACAUAUAUAUGUUUUGUGAUAAAAAAUAAACGCGCCAGCAAAAUAACAAAGGAAGAGAUAUUAAAUAAGGAAAAAUGCCGUUCAAGAUUGUGGAGACAGUCGAGAAAGGGAAAUGUUUACUUUUCAUUGUACCCAGUUUAUGGGAAACAAAUGGCAUUUUGAAAUGGCCAAAAAACUGCUUAGAUGUGCGCAAAUUGGUCAUGAAUGAAAAUUGUUUACCUGCAACUGGAUGGUCAGCCUCAAGGUGUCGAGUAAAAAGACACUCAAUACCGUCCUUUUCGGAAGCAGAGAGAGAAUUAGGGCUUAUGCUUGAAAGAAGCGAUACGGAUGACACCGACAGAGAAAUACAAAACAGCAAAGUGCAAUGUCAAAAAGAAUACGUGAACUACAACGCUUUAGCAGAGCAGUUGGUUUUUAAGACACCAACUCAACCAUCCACUUCAUCAGCUUCUUUACAUCCCGAUCUGGACGCUUCAACUGCAGCGGAAUAUAUUGUUCAAUACGUCGUGAAUGAACCAGAUGUAGAAACAAAUUCGGGCAGCAUGGUAACCUUGCCCUUUGAAACUCAAAUUCCUAUUGAAACCCAGCAAAAUAAUGAUGUCAAUCAGACUAUUCAGUAUCUACAAAAAAUUUUGCAAAAUCAGUAUAAUAUGGAACAAAAAAUAAACAUUCUGGAAACUAAUCAAAAAAAAAUAUUUCAUAAAUUGGCAAGCUUAUCGGUACAACUAGAAGAUGGAUUUUCCAAACAGGAUCUGAACAAAAAUGCAGAUGUGGUUUCAUUGGCCGAAUCCAAACUAAGAUUUGAUAGUGAAGCUUUCAUCAUAAAACCUAUUGAUUCUAUUGCAGACCUAGAGAAGAUGGAGUCAUUUCUAUUGGACAAAAAAAAUAAAAUUAAACUUUUAACACAAUAUUCUUUUGUAUGUCCAAAAUCAGAGGGCAAAGGGGCAACAUGCGCCUAUAAAAUACUAGACAUGUUUCUAUCUCGGGAAUUUCUGUGUAAAUGCUCUUGGACAGGGGGGAGCAGGAAGAGCGAGGAGACUAAAUUUGGUUUGAAAAAAUACAAAAACAUCCUUAACUUUUUCUUUGAACUUGUAAGGUCCUGGGAUGGCACUUACACCCUGACUGAUAACGAAAAUUUUUUCAAGUCUGUGUUAAAAAACUCUGGCAAAAGGAAACUGAAUAAAAACGAAAGAGCCUCUACAAAAAGAAUAAGGACAAAAAAAACUGGACCACGACAAGAAAAACAAAACGCCGGAAAUCAAGAGGAAAUACAAAAUGAUAUGGAAACGAACGAAGAAAUCUCUGAAAAUAUAGCAAAUGACGCAGAAUCUAGUGAACGAGAGGAGGAUGAAGAAUCUCUUUGUUAAUAGGUAUUACUACCUAUCUCUUUGUUAAUCUCUUUGUUAAUAGGUAUUACUACCUAUUAACAAAGUGAUUCUUUAGCUAUAACAUCGGUUCAAAAAACGUAGAAUUAAGUUGUUUUAAAAACACGUAAUCUCGUGGCUGUGAUUUUCUUAUAAGACAAAGUAGUAAUUAAACUAUUAUAAAUUAGUAUGUUAUAAGACUGACUGGAAAAAAAGAUUUUGUUAAGCUAACCUAUUUUUUAA
Molecule: messenger RNA, 1728 nt
Organism: Colias croceus (clouded yellow)
Lineage: Eukaryota; Metazoa; Arthropoda; Insecta; Lepidoptera; Pieridae
Exons: 3
Coding region: 196-1488 (430 amino acids)
Source: RefSeq, a predicted model, not a curated record